UACAAUCAAAAAAAACAAGUGAUAGAAAAAAACACUUUAUGGUCAGUGCCAAUGCAUAACUUAUGGAUGCGAUACGCGAUGCGACAUGGCGCUGCCCACAUUGGCGGCGAUUGCCAUGCCACGAUGUCCAAUGGCUUAAAACGCCGACACAAUAUAAUAAUAGCUAAUAAAAACGAUACCAAGCUAACACAAUCGAAACCAGUUUCGGUUCAUAUCAAAAUAAAAUCCAAAUCGACAACAUUCUUGAAAAAAAGUCAACGCACACAUUUUGCAUAAAUAUGCAUAAUAUAAGCAAAAACAUUAUAUCAUAUACAUUAUUUUGUUUAAGAAUAAUAAUAAUAACUUUACGACAGGCCGUGUAGAUAGUCUGAAUGAAUCACGCAUAUAUAUAUUAUAUACAUUUAUCUAUAUAUACAAAUUAUAGGCAUUAUACUAAGUAGGGAUCUGUGUGUGACCUUGCUAGUCGGUUGCUAACUUUAAGGAAAUUAAAUUAAAUGUGACUUAAUGAUGCAAAUGAACAUUCCGAGGAUAUUGUUGAUCCAGCAAGGACAUUAAAUUGGCAGCUAGCCUCUUUAACUGGUUUACCUGUGGAUAAUAUUUAAUUUAUGCACAUAAAAAAAGACGCUGCAGGUGCUUGCCUAUUCGAUUCUAACGAAAAUUUAAUGUGCAAACUUUGCGCAUUAUAAAAACAUUAUUGCUAAGGAGACGCAGACAUUAAAAUAUAUUUGUGUGUAUGUGUACAUAAGAAACCCACUGUUAAAACUAGAUGAAAUUGGUUUUGCAAAUCGAAUACAUCAAUUGGCAUAUUUAUUUCACAUAGCCCGUCUCUUUCAUUGGAUAAUCAAAUGACAUUUUGAACGCUACAUUGAAGACACACACACACACACACACACACAUACCCACACACACACAUGUCAGCCAUGAUGCUGGCCACAAAUGUGUCCGCCCUGGGCGAGGGCACGCCCCCCUUGUCUGAGCUGCAAAUGUUUCACAGUGAGAAAUUCCUAUUGAAUUUAACCCAAGUGCUAAACAUAUCGGCGGACAAUUUGACCAGCCUGCUGCAAGAACUUGAACCGCAUGAUCUGCUGGAGCAAUCGCCGCGUCCGAUGGCCACCCAUAUGGGCCUGCUGGCAACGCUGAGCGUCGGCUAUGCCCUCAUCUUUGUGGCCGGCGUGCUGGGCAAUCUAAUUACCUGCAUUGUCAUCUCGAGGAACAAUUUUAUGCACACGGCGACCAAUUUCUAUUUAUUCAAUUUGGCCAUCUCGGACCUAAUAUUGUUGUGCUCGGGCAUGCCCCAGGAUCUGUACAACUUAUGGCAUCCAAACAAUUAUCCCUUCUCAGACGGCAUUUGCAUACUGGAGAGCGUGCUGUCCGAGACGGCGGCAAAUGCCACCGUUCUGACCAUCACCUCGUUCACCGUGGAGCGCUACAUUGCCAUUUGCCAUCCAUUCAGGCAGCACACCAUGUCCAAGUUGUCGCGUGCCAUUAAGUUCAUCUUUGCCAUUUGGAUAGCCGCCCUGUUGCUCGCCCUGCCCCAGGCCAUACAAUUCUCUGUGGUAACCCAGGGCGCUGGCUCAUCAUGUACGAUGAAUAACGACUUCUUUGCACAUGUGUUCGCCGUAUCCGGCUUUCUAUUCUUUGGCGGCCCGAUGACGGCCAUCUGUGUGCUCUACGUGCUUAUUGGGAUCAAGCUGAAGCGGAGCCGUCUGCUGCAGGCGCUGCCGCGUCGCAGCUACGACGUUAAUCGCGGUAUCAGCGCCCAGACGCGCGUCAUCCGGAUGUUGGUCGCUGUGGCAGUUGCCUUCUUCAUAUGCUGGGCGCCAUUUCAUGCUCAGCGCCUGAUGGCGGUCUAUGGCUCCACAUUUGGCAUUGAGUCGCAAUGGUUCAACGAUGUCUUCAAUAUAUUGAACUAUACAUCGGGUGUGCUCUACUUUCUGUCCACCUGCAUCAAUCCGCUGCUGUAUAACAUUAUGAGCCACAAGUUUCGUGAGGCCUUUAAGGUCACUUUGGCCCGUCAAUUUCGUCUCUCGGGCAAGCAUCAGGGUCAGGGCCUGCCGCACAACUACAGUGCGCUGCGACGUAACCAGACGGGCUCACUGCGUCUGCAUACGGACAGUGUGCGCACCACCACAACUUUGACUACGUUGAAUGGCAGCAGCAAUGGGGCCGCAGUUGGCGGCUGUCGCAGCUCUCAGCGCUUGCAGCGCGGCUCGCUGAGCAGCUCGCAUGCCACAUUGCUGAGCACGCAGAGUCGCAGCAGACAGGAUCUGUUUGCGGCACGAGUUGUAGCCGCUGAUGCAGCAGCAACAACAGCAGCAGGAGCAGCUGCAGCUGCAACAGCAGGAGCUGCAGCACAUUCUCAGCCACAUCGAACGCUGCAAACACAAAUUUCCCAACUGUCCUCCGUGGGCGAUGCCCACUCACUGCUCGAGGCGGAGCUGCAGUUGCCCGAGGAGCACUACGAGCUGGCGGCGCGGCACAAGUGUCCGCAUGCAGCGAUGGGCGCCAUCGAUGAGCUCAGCUGUCAAUCGAGUGUGGUGGGCGGUGCCGCAGCGGCGGGUCUGUCCCGUGCACGCCUCAAGCUGACGCGCAUCACGCGGCAUCCACAAAUGCAGACAAGUGGAGCAGCACUUGCCAGCGAGCCAGCGGCAACAACAGCCACAGCAGCAGCAACAGCAGCAUCAGCAUCAGCAUCAGCAGUGGCAAAGUCAACGGGCAGUGGCAAAGUGCGCAAGGCAAAGGCUAAACGCUCAAAUACGCUCAAGGGUCUCCGGGCCAAAUUGAAUUGGCGUGGCAGGCACAAGGAGAGCGCCAACGACAGCGCUGAUGGGCAACAAAUGCCGCACUCAAGUGUGGCAUCAACGCCAAGUGGCGUUUACUGAAGGCACUUCAGCUCGUUCAGUCAGUCCAUUCCAGAGAUCGCGGCGCCCGGAUUGGGGCCAGGGGGCAGGUACUCGUAACUGUGAUAAGAGCAGCAGCAGCAGAAGCAGCAGCAGCAGGACAACUACAACAACAGCAAACAAUUCCAAUUUGCGGCCAACUAAGAGCCAACUAUAUUCCUAGCAAAUACUUAGUCAUAUAUUGUACAUAUAUUUAACGCAUGUACUCGUUAUAUUACUCUGUUCCGCUCAAAUAUGUCUUUCUCCUUCUCUCUCUCUCGUUCUCUUAAUAAAGCAGCCAAAUUUAAGUCUCGUA
Messenger RNA from Drosophila virilis, 3195 nucleotides. It is a transcript of the gene PK2-R2, whose product is annotated as Pyrokinin 2 receptor 2. Gene Ontology annotation, cellular component: plasma membrane. Gene Ontology annotation, biological process: neuropeptide signaling pathway. Gene Ontology annotation, molecular function: neuropeptide receptor activity. NCBI's taxonomy places the organism in Eukaryota, Metazoa, Arthropoda, Insecta, Diptera, Drosophilidae. The record is from RefSeq and is a predicted model, not a curated record.